GCCAGUGCUGAGUGCAGUGCAUCAGUCUCAGUGGGGAAAGUGAUUAUUUGUUACAAUCAGUCAAAUCACACAGUAGUAAAAUUCUGGUCAUUUUCUCGAAUUGACUGGUGAUGAACGUGUUGUCGAGAGCCGCUGAAGAAGCCAUAGGCAUGUUGGAAAAGGAUUAUUAUUCAAAAUCAAAGGAUCAACCCCAAAAACGGCCUCAUGUGAAGACGGAACGAAUGCAAGAAUUCCUCAAAACUCAAGCAGAGAAUGGCAGCCCGGUCCGACUAUUGAAAUGUCCAGAGGAAGGAUGCAACAAGGUGCUGACCAGCUCCCCCGGUCUACGCUAUCACCUCAAGUCACAUUAUCAAGACAGGCCUUACUCGUGUCAUAAAUGCCACAAGACAUUCAAGAGUGCAAAUGGCCUCAAGUACCACUUAGAGAAGACAAAAUGUGACGGGUCGUCCUUCGGCAGUCCAGUCCGAUCUUACCCUGACAGCAGCACGUCCAGUCCCCAGCGAAACCAGAUCCACGUCCAACCCACCUCCCAUAACCCAGCAGCCUCAGUAUUCUCCGGGACGAACACCUCUAAAGGUUUCAUCAAAGUCAUUCCGCUGAAUAAAUCUCAAAAUUUACACGGGAGUCCUCAGAAGAGUCCGACAAGUACAACAAUGUAUUUGAAGUAUCGUUCGUCUUUGCCAACAUCCGUCAGCCAGUUGCGACAGAGAAUCAUCGCUCAGGGAGGAGGGGGCCCAAUGGGUGCUAGACGCUGCCUGACACCGACGUUGGAAUGUUUCGAAGGUGCUGAAAGUUUUCCAUCAGAUGAUGAAGACAAUAUGGCCGUACCUCUGAGGCAGCAUGGUUCUGCCCCUCCACCAGUCAGCUCUUCCUACGAGUACAGAAAGCCGUUUUUAAGUCAUUCCAUUCACAACAUCCUUAGUUCAUCGGGCGACCGAGGGCCGAGCGAUCUCAACACAGGCAGCCGAACCGAUCAGUGUUCGUCGACGCUCAGUAGUCCAGAUACUCAAUCACAGCACUAUAGGUAUAGCUGUGUACAGAAUAGUCAGAACAGCGAUACAGAGCCUGUCUCACCCUUUGCCAACAGGGACGCGGGGUUGAAUCGACUGACUGAACUUGCCAUCAUUGCCACGGGACCGCAGAGUCCGCUCAUCAGGAGAACACCACCACCAACCAGGCUGAGACCAGAGGAACUCAGAGCUCCCGAGAAUGCAGAAACUGAAUCCACACCAUACUCUCUUGCCUCACCUGUCAAAACUUCCACUGCCACUACACCUAAACAUGAAAGUGUAUCCUCCGACGAGUCGGACUAUGAUGAUGGGUUUGAAACUCCCCCUGGAUCCCCAUAUUACGACGAUAUGAAAUUUGAUUUUGAGAGUGAUCAACGAGUGACAUCUUCCUCACCAUUUCCUGCCGAUCCUAAAGAGUGUAAAGCUUCAAGUGAAACUUGGUCGCAUUCCUGGCCGACUGCCGUAUGGCAGUGUUUUAUCAAAGGCAGCAGGGUACGUUUUAUGUCGGGGAGUAAAAUGGAUUGGCAGUUAGCGGAAGACUUGGCGAGCAGGGACCAACUUACUCAACAGGCUUGUCAGAGUCACAAGCAGUGGGAGAAAAAAUGCUAUGCACCAAAUGGUUUACGCCUGCUGCAUGUUGAACAGUGUCGAUGUUUGGAGUCUCAGGAGAUGGUGCUACGCCUUCGGUUCUCGCCUGAUAAAAUCGACCAGCCAGAGAUUCUUGUCCAGUGUCCAUUAGAUCAUCCUUUCUUUGUGAAAGAUAAGGGUUGGUCAUCAUUCCAUCCUAGUCUGACUGCUGAACAUUACGGCAUUCCGUGUUGCGAGUUAGAGGAUCAUGAUGUCUGUCUUCCACCGACCCAUCCUGACGCGACGUUCAAUCUGGACGUGUUCGAAAGUUUCAAAAGUUUUGAUUUUACACCUAUGGACUCAUCGGCUGUGUUCACAUUGAGCAAUAUGGCAAAGCAAAAGCGAGAUUUGGAGGUGACAAGUCCAAAAGCGUCUCCCACAAGGUGUCCACGCGCCAAGAGUGAUAGCGGGAAAGCAAAACGACCAAUGAACGCCUUCAUGUUGUUCGCCAAGAAGUUCAGAUUGGAAUAUACUCAGAUGUUUCCAGGAAAGGAUAACAGGGCAAUCAGCGUGCUCUUGGGCGACAAGUGGAAGAAGAUGAGGACCGACGAACGAAAGGUAUUUUCUCAGGAAGCCAAACAUUUGGCAGAGCAGCACCGGAAAUUGAACCCUGAUUGCUGGAAGAGGAAGCGAUCCAUGUCUGGGAGCACAGAAUGAACAGUGCUGUCAUCUAUUGUCGAGUGAUCACAAUCAAGUUUACUGCCAGAGCAUCAAGACAAGCAGGUCUUCUUUAUCAGAUGAGUAUUAUAACUGCCUGUGUCUUUGGGUUGACCCCAGACAGUUAGCCUGCCAUUGCCACAUGCUGCGUCUGUGCUGCUCAUGAAGCAGAGCAGUGUUUUGCAUCUGUGCCAACCAGGCAGCGGGGAGUUUUUGCACCUGUGCUGCCCAGGAGUGGGGAGUUUUUGCAUCUGUGCUGCCCAGGAGUGGGAAGUUGUUGCAUCUGUGCUGCCCAGGAGUGGGGAGUUGUUGCACCUGUGCUGCCCAGGAGUGGGAAGUUGUGCACCUGUGCUGCCCAGGAGUGGGAGUUUUUGCAUCUGUGCUGCCCAGGAGUGGGAAGUUGUUGCAUCUGUGCUGCCCAGGAGUGGGGAGUUUUUGCACAUGCAGCCGAUGUUUUGCAUUUGCACUGAGACUGCACAUGCAUCAGUUUUUGAGUGCGUUGUGCACAUGCAGUAUAUGAGAUGAUGUCAAAAGUUGAUUCUUUCCACAUUGCUGUGUUGGUUCCUGGUAAGAGAGGACUCUGAUUGUGUUUACAUUGUUAAUGGCUUUGGAUGUUGAUAUCGUAAAGUUUAUUAGAUUGCAUGAAUGUGUUAUUCAAGUUUUGAACAUUGGUAGAAGUGAUACCAGACUAAUGCAAGUAUCAAUUCGUUUCUUGUACCCCCCCUCCUCAAGGGUAGUUAAGCUAUCACCACUAAUCUUUGCCGAUGCUUGAGUAGUAUUUAUUUUUCCUUUAGUGAAAAUUUGGCGAAGCUGGAAAGAAUAAGGAUGCUAAUGUGUCGAUGUCUUGUCGAACAUACAGCCUUACCCAGUAAAAUUAGUUCGGUUACUUUAUAUGACGGUGAUAACUGAUAUAUUGUUGAUGGUGAUGUCUUGACGAAAGAAAAAGUAGCAUUGGUGAAAAAAGGGUGAUGCUUGAGCCUUAAGAUGUCGUUAUAGGGUGAUAAGGUGUCGUACCCUUGAGGAGGGGGAGUACAAGACACGAAUCGAUACUUGCAUAAAGGCAAGGCACAUUUACUGACGUUGUAAACUGGUAGAAAUGAAGGUUUCAUUUGUAUGAAAUGAUGUUGAGCCUGCUUUGAAAGUGCGUGUUUACAUUAUGCAUAGAAUUUUAAGAGAUUACAUGGUAAAGCUACAUAAUAAUGUACAUAGAGUGUUGAAUUUGAAAAUGGUUUGAUGAUGAAAGGUAACCAAGAACUGCAUCAUUGGUCUUUUGAUCCAACCAAAGAAAGUAUUGUGUCUGUCAGAUACCAUGCUGGCCUCGACUGAUGAUUGUAGACUUGGGUACAUUUCAUAAAGGGUUCAUGCUACAGAUUAGAGUUUGAGGGUGUGGAUAAGUAAUUAAAUUAUAAGUUGAUUUGUUCAUGGAUGUAAUGCACUAUAAAUUGUACGAGGAUUGAAGAUUUUGGUUACAAAAUGAAGAAAAGUGAAAUGUACUAGGAUAACUUAAUUUUAGUGAAAUGUAGACUGUUGGGUGGUGGAGGACUCCCUUCAAUUGGAUGUGAACAGCAUUUUGUACCCAAACUUUUUAAUGGUUGUGUUUUUAUCUAUAAUAUAUUUGUAAAUGCUAAUGAUAUUAGAUGUUAAUGGUAUGAAGUUAUGGAGUAUAAAUUAUUGAGUGUCUGAUGAGAAACUUGAUGUUCAAGUUGAAAGUGUUUUGAAUGUGCUGGGCAGAUGAUUGUAAUGUCAAGAGACGUUAUAACUACAUGUAUAUUAUUGCCAUUUGCAUCUUGACAUUAAUCUCAAUGUAGAUUUGACGAUAAUACGCACAAAGUCCUGACAGACGUGGCAAUAAUAUGUCUCCUGAUGUUAGAGUUGAAAUUAAGAAACUAAUCACCUAUAGUGUGUCUUUUUGCUGUAUUCUUAUUGGGGCAAGUACUGGUAUAAUUUACAGUGGUUCCUCUGAUGCAUUUGAAAUUGAUGACAAUAAGUUGUUACAAAGUUGACGAUGUUGUUGAUAUUAUGCAGGGAGUAUUGUAAAAGUUUUAAAGCAGACGACGAUUCCGGUGAAAUGAGAUUUGUGGUGAUGUUUGAUCAAAGUUGUUCCAUUUUUACUGCCUGUUUUAAAAGAGUGACAUGUCUCAUUGUUUAUAUAUGUAGUUAUUAUAGGUAAUUCAAAUUAACUCACUAAUUUGAUAUCUUCCAAUUGAUAGCUCUGAACUGUGUGGUAAGAAAGUUCAACCACUGCAAAAUUGUUCAAUUGCAGAGUAGUUGUGUCUUGUAAUCGCUUUGAUCAAGCCUCACAUUCACAAUGCCGUCAUUAGAAUAGAACUUAAUGUCAUUAUAAUCUGUGGACUUUUUAUAUGCAAUGUACAAGGUCUAUGCACCUAAUGAAGGCAGCAGCCAAUUUACAUGUGUUUACAUUUAUACGAUGUUUAUUGUACAGAGAAUAUCUCUAUCGUUCACAGUAGGAUAGAAUUGUUUUCAGUGUAGAUUUUCAAAGUCUACUGAAGAGGCGGCAUCAUUUUUGAACACUUUUGAAUGUUUUAUUCAUGAGGCAUCCAUCGGCAUUCUUGAAAUCAUGUUUUGUACUAAGCAUCAUCUAUCUAUAUAUUCUUUUCAAAAAUAGGUAUAUAUUAUUGAAAUAAUAGGCUUAUAGCACUUCUUAAUUUACUGCAAAUGAAGAAAGUCUCUCCCUUGUAUGAUAUUUCCCCAGGUUACGUUAUCAUGGUUAUGCAUUUUUGUGAGCGCCGAACAAAAUUGAAAUCACAACUUUGAAUUGGCUUUUAGCAAGUAGGUAUAGGAAUCAAUAUCAUUCGUUAAAUAUUUCCGAACGACUUAUAAUCUCUUUCUCAACAUGUAGCCCAUAGAUACAUGCUUGGUAACACAGUUCCCAAAUCACAAACUUCAUAGAUUUCACAACUUCAUUUCUGGAGGACUUUAUAUAUUGUACACAUGUAGGUGGUUUAAAAUCACAACUAGAAAUACAUGUACUAGAGAUUUUUUAUCAGAUAGUUUUGAUUACCAUAGCAACCAACCAAAACAAUAAUUGUGCAAUUUUCUCAUCAUACCAAACAGGUGAAUAUGUAAAGUAUUUUGAUUUUAUAGUUUAUCUUGUUAGAUUAUAACCUUUCUGGAUGAUUAUUAAUGUAUAAUUUGUGUCUGUGUGUGUGUGUAUUCUUGUUUUUAUCUUAUCAUAUUUACUAACUUCUGUCAUGCAUGAUUCAUCAUAUCCAUUCACUUUUUGGGAGUAGCAGGUAUAACAAAUGGGUUGGCAUGAAGGAUUGACCAUAGGCCCCACCAUGUUGGCUAGUGAAAUCCUAAAACAAACAGAACUCCUUCAAAACAAAGAACUUGAAAUCCUAAAACAAACAGAACUCCUUCAAAACAAAGAACUUGAAAUCCUAAAACAAACAGAACUCCUUCAAAACAUAGGGAAAGCCAAUUUCAAGGGUGGGAGUCUGUCCUGGGCUUCAAAUGGGCAUUCACUUCAUCCUGAAUGAGUUAGUAUUUCAAGUUCUAGCCAAAAUGGCGGUGCCUGUGGUCAACCCUUACAUGUUUCAAGGUUAAUGUACACAGUUCCUUUUCAGGAUAUCACUGUUCCACAAGCACUUGCAUGAAGUUAGUUUCCCAAGCGAAUCUUUUGGUCUCUUUCGAAAAGUUGUUGCUUGACAGCUGACAGGUUAAUUAGUGGUGUCAGAACCUUUCUGUAGUGUUGUGUAAAUUGUUAGCAUCAAAAGACUUUGUUGAAGUAUUUUAAAAUUUGCAGGUCAGUUUAAGUUUUCUGUUUUCUUUAUUCUAUCGAUUCAAAAUUAUCUUAGAGUA
This is a messenger RNA of Lineus longissimus, 6116 nucleotides long. Its product is annotated as HMG box-containing protein 1-like. Gene Ontology annotation, cellular component: nucleus. Bases 111 to 2294 code for a protein of 727 amino acids. The transcript is spliced from 14 exons. Gene Ontology annotation, molecular function: RNA binding; RNA polymerase II cis-regulatory region sequence-specific DNA binding; protein binding. NCBI's taxonomy places the organism in Eukaryota, Metazoa, Nemertea, Pilidiophora, Heteronemertea, Lineidae. Gene Ontology annotation, biological process: regulation of transcription by RNA polymerase II. The record is from RefSeq and is a predicted model, not a curated record.